Messenger RNA from Didymodactylos carnosus, 3762 nucleotides. The record is from the annotation of a GenBank genome assembly. NCBI's taxonomy places the organism in Eukaryota, Metazoa, Rotifera, Eurotatoria, Philodinida, Philodinidae.
AUGAACGGAAUAAAAAACGAUCAUCAGAAUGUCCAUCUAGUACAAUCAAGUCAUGGAACAGAUACGUCUGACAAACCUCAGCAAAUCGAUAUAUCAGAUGGAAAAUUUCAACAACCGAUUACAGUAGAAACAGGAGACAGUGUUGAAUUUGUAGUUAAUGCGGACGCAAAACAGUAUGAUGUUAUUCAAGUUUAUCGUGAUAGAUCGGAUUUUUAUCGGGUACCAAAUGGUAUCGAACUUCGAAAUAUCAGCAAGGAUCAGACAGGGCCUGUGUCAUUGUCGUUUGAUUUAACAAACGAUGAAAAAGGACGAGAAAUUUAUUUUUAUAUUGGUUUGUCAGCUGAUAAUACAAAAACAGAUCCAAGACAAAAAUAUCUACAAAAUACAUGUGAAAAUAAUAAAAUUAAUAUUAAGCCAGUUGACGCAAAAUUUUCUUAUCUUGACACUGAAGACAAUCGAAAAGUUUAUUUGCGAAAAAAUGAUAUUUUAGAAAUCGAUUGGAUAAAGGCAAAAGGAGCGUAUCGUAUUGAAGAAAAAAAAUAUUGUCCAGUAUCAGGCGGUCUCUAUACAAUAUCAGAUACCAGUAGUCAAACACAAAAAACAGCACAAAGGGCAACAUUUAAAAAACAGAUUGAUCAAUUGGGAAUAUCUUAUUUUAUACGUGUUGACGAACAUAAAGCUGUGAAAGAUAUCCUUGUUUGUAUUGUUGAAAACAGUUACAGAUACAAAUAUGUUCGGUUAACGGAUGAUAAUAAUGAACUAAAACCAAUAGUCAUUGAUCAAGAUGAUUGGAUUAUCUGGGAGUGGGAUACGAAAAAGAAACAAUCGAUCAAGCAAAUUGAUCCAUAUAAACUCGAUGACAAAAAUCAACACAUAGAAUUAAAGUCUGAUGGUCAUUUUUUCUGGCCUUUUGAGCCAAACAAACGUGGUAUAUUGUAUCAUCAGUUUACUGAGCCAGGUGUCUAUUCUUAUAAAGAUGCCUCAAAUAAUAUUGGGACAAUUAUCGUGGAAGCACGAACUAUAAUUUAUUCAUUACCACUUUUAGAGGGACAAUUAGUUCAUAAAGUAUCAACAAAUCAUAUGAUUCAAUUUAAUUGGACGGCCAAGCAAAGAGUUCAAGACUUUGCAAUUACACUUGAUUCUUCUUCGUCAGUCAUUCGUGAAACGCAUGGCGGAUUAGCGGGAGUAUUUGAUUGUGUUCAUCACAAAUGCCAACGAGUUGAACCAUUAUUUCGUCAACAUUUUUUCAAUUAUGAAACAUUUUUAAUGAAUAUACCAGCACAUGGAUUAUACAAUUUCAAAUAUUCAACUUCAAGUGAUGAAGAGUUAAUUAGUGUCGUGGUUGAAAAUGCUAUUGAUAAUCAUCGUGUUAGAUACAAUGCUGAUGGUUUUGAUAUUUCAACAGUAUUUAUAAAUCGACUAGAUCAUUUUUGGUUUGAGUGGGACAUUGCAACAUUAAAACAAUUACAUCAAACGGAUGAAUAUGGAAAUAAACUCAACAAUGGUUUCAGUUUGAAACCAAUAGAAAAUGGUUCACGAUGUUUAAUGAAACAAUUUGAAAAGAUUGGUGUUUAUUAUUUUUCAAAUAUUGACGAUGAUUAUGAUAAAACCAAACAGACAACGACAUCAGGUAAAUCUCAUCCACCACUGGCAAUUAUAGUAUUGCCCGAAAUUAAAUUUCAUUAUAAAACUAUACAACAACACCUUUUUGAUCCGCAACCAAUGGUAACAAAAUUAAACGAUUUUGUUAUAUGGGAGUUUCUCGAACCCAUUCAACAUAAUGUAAUACAAUUGAUGCAAACAGAGAAUAUUCAAGAUCUUGCAUCGUGUCAUGAUCGGGCCGAAAGAGGGCAAAGUCGGCAAUGUUUAGCAAUGGAAUGUGUAGACACGGGCAUUUAUUAUUUUGCUAAUCCAGAUUUCGAAAAAGUUGUGUCGUGGGACCAAGAUCGACUUAUUUCAGUCGUUGUUAUUGAUCCACCAUUCACUGAAACAUGUUUCUACGUUACAGAUACAAAAUUUAUUCCAAAUGUCCUCCAUAUUGCUCAAAUAAAAUCAAAUAAAUUUCAAGAAUCAGCAACAGUUUUUGUAUAUUCGGAGAGUGCUAUUAAGAACUACAAAAAACGUUUGCAAGAACCAAAGGUUGUUGGAGAACUUCCGGGUGCUAGCCAACAUGGUGAUGAAGUUCGAUUAGAAUGUCCAAAUCGUAGCGCAACAAUAUAUUAUACGCUCAAUGGUUCCAUUCCAACAAUACAAAAUAAUAACGUUAUGAUGUACAACAAUGCUACACAUAUUUUAUUAGAAGAGGGUGGGCUACAUAUUAUUAGAGCUUAUGCAAUUGAAGACCAAAAAUUAGCUAGUACCGUAAUGACAACAAGUCCUACAUUUGUGAUGGAAAAUGAACAACUUAAUCAUGCAAAAACAAUAUGGAAUAAUUGUAAAAUAAGUUUAACAGCUUCGUUAGCAUUGCCAAAUAAAGUCUAUGGAGAAAUUCAUAUUGAACCAGAAGUGUGUGAUUUAAUUGAUCAUUAUGAACUUUAUGUGGACGAUGUGGCCCAGAAAAUUGAUUUGAAUCCACAUGAAUUAAAUUUCUCUGCUGAGGGAUUUGCAGGAGGUGAACAAUACGAAAUUCACAUUGUUGCAUAUCCAAAAGGUGAAUUAGCGAAUGAGCAACCGAUUGUAUCCAAUAAACGCGGAUUUGAAAUUAAAAGAGAAAUCAAUGGUGGAGCUCCGUUAAUCAGUUUAGCUGUGUCUGAUCAACCGAGUACAAUAUUUUUAAUGUGGGCCCAUAUUGGUGAUCAUGCAAGUGAAUAUACAGUUUAUGUAGAUGAUAUUGCUACAAAACAACUUGUUGAAAAAGAUUUUAAUGAUUUUUUUGGAAUACAAUUUCUUGGAGCAGGUCAAAAAAAGAAAUAUAUAUUACAUGUUGAGGCGAAAAUUAGAGAUAGUAACCAAAUUUUGAAAUCAAAUAUCAUUACAGUAAAUCCUCCAUUAGAGAUGUCAUUGAGAGAACAAAUAACAGAUCGUUAUUUUGCAUAUAUUAGUGUUAAUGCAGAAAAACCACCGCCGGAUAUGCAUUUAGAAAACAGGUGCGAUUUACUAUCACCUGCCUCAAAACAAGAAAAUCGAAUUACUGCAGUCUCUUAUCCGCCAAGCACAAAUAUUAUUCAUCAAAAUAAUAUUAGUAUUAGUAGUAGUAACAUUGUUAAUCCUUCCACAUCACAAAAUACUAAUAAUGAUAAUAAAAAGAUGGAAACAUUUUCAGAACAAACAAAAGAUCGAGCUAAAAUUUUAUUUGAAAAAUUAACAACCGCCAUUAUUGAACGAAAGAAUAGUCAUAGAAAUAAUUAUACGGAAAUAACUAUGUCUGAUAAAUCCAAUGAAACAAAAAAUGUUUACUCAUCUAAGUGUAGAUGUCUACCGCAUGAAUCAUUUCCCGGUGUUGAACACUACAAACAUUCAUCCAAUAAAUUAAAACAUAAUCAACAAGAUCAUCGACAAUAUUCUCCGGUAAAAAAAGAUUUAGAACAAACUGAACCAUUAAGUUAUUCUAAACCAGUACAUAAUCAACAAAGAUUUUCAUUUUCAAAUCAACGACGUGAAUCACAAACAGCGUCGAAUAAUGAAUAUACAAAGAGACUAAAACAGCAUAAUAAAGAUGAUACAACACGAGAAGAUCCUUUCACUGAUAAACGUCCUCCUAUACCUCAACAUCAUUCAACUGUUGAAACAAAUGUUGAUGAUUAUUUUAAUGAUGCAGCAUAA